AAUGUGAUUUAUCAUUAAUGAUUUCUCUCUCUUCUCACCCCACUGAGACCCCAGAUUCAAUAAAGCCAUAAAGUCUCAACCUUUCUCUCUCUCUAGGACUGGAGGCAAGGUCAAGAAAGAAAAGGAGGUUAAUUCUUCUGAAGUAAGGUUGAAAUGCUCUCAAUUUGAGGCUGCUACUACCUCCAUGUUCCAGAUUAUGAAUGCUACUAGCAAAUUCCCUAGCUGCCAUUUCUGCUUCAACAAAUGCUACUUCACCUGCUGUUUCACCUCUGAAUUCUGACACUAGCACCUGAAUUCUGAGCCCUCCCUUGCUUCUUUUCAGGAAAAUAUGAAGGCCAACAAAGUUUACACCCACUCUAAUUGUCAAUAUCCAAUUCCUUUAAGCAAGCUACCCUCCAUGAACUUCUAUUCUACUUCAGCGGCUUAUUUCCUUUUUGUCAUGAUUAUUCAUUUUACUGUGGCUUCUUCUGACCUAAGUUCAGAUAAGCAAGCUCUUCUUGAUUUCGCUAAUGCUGUGCCUCACGGUCGGAACCUUAUGUGGAAUCCGUCCACCUCUGUCUGUACAUCUUGGGUAGGCAUCACUUGCAAUCAAGAUGGAACUCGUGUUAUUUAUGUCCGGCUCCCUGGAGUUGGACUAAUUGGCUCUAUCCCAUCUAACACACUUGGCAAGCUUGAUGCGGUGAAAAUUAUUAGCCUUCGCUCCAAUCUACUCAGUGGUAAUUUGCCUGCUGACAUUGCUUCUCUUCCUUCUCUCCAGUAUCUCUACCUUCAAAAUAAUGACCUUUCUGGUGAUAUACCUGCCUCAUUGUCACCCCAACUAAUUGUACUUGAUUUGUCAUAUAAUUCCUUCACCGGUGGCAUUCCAAAGACCCUACAAAAUUUGACAGAAUUAAAUAGUUUGAAUCUCCAGAACAACUCCCUAUCUGGACAGAUACCAAAUCUCAAUGUUACCAACCUCAGGCAUUUGAAUUUAGGCUACAACAAAUUGAAUGGCUCUAUUCCUAAAGCUCUUCAGAAUUUUGCUAGUUCGUCAUUUGAAGGAAACUCUCAUUUAUGCGGUCUGCCUCUAAAGCCAUGCUCUGUGAUUCCCCUGACACCUCCUGCUCCAUCACCAGCUCCUGGAAGACCAAGCUCCAAAAAUAAAUUGAGUAAAGUAGCUAUCAUUGCAAUUGCUGUUGGAGGAGGUGUGCUGCUAUUUUUUGUAGUUCUUGUGAUUGUUCUUUGCUGUUUAAAGAAGGACGUUGACAGGGGUUCUGACGAAAUUAAAGCCAAAGGUCCUAGCGGUGGCAGGGGUGAGAAGCCAAAAGAAGAGUUUGGGAGCGGGGUGCAAGAACCUGAGAAGAACAAGUUGGUUUUCUUCGAGGGCAGUUCUUAUAAUUUUGAUCUUGAGGAUUUGCUGAGAGCUUCAGCCGAAGUUCUUGGAAAGGGUAGCUAUGGCACUGCAUAUAAGGCUAUAUUGGAGGAGUCAAUGACAGUUGUGGUGAAAAGGUUGAAAGAAGUUGUGGUAGGCAAGAAGGACUUUGAACAGCAGAUGGAGAUUACGGGAAGGGUUGGACAGCACGCAAAUGUUGUGCCGCUUCGUGCUUACUAUUAUUCAAAAGAUGAAAAGCUUUUGGUUUAUGACUAUGUCCCAGCUGGAAACCUAUCGUCUCUCUUGCAUGGCAGCCGGACAGGUGGAAGAACACCGUUAGAUUGGGACUCCCGAGUAAAAAUUUCCCUGGGAACUGCCAGAGGAAUUGCUCACAUCCAUUCUGUUGGUGGUCCCAAAUUCACCCUUGGAAACAUUAAGUCCUCAAAUGUCCUCCUCAGCCAAGAUAAUGAUGGCUGCAUUUCUGACUUUGGCCUGACCCCGCUUAUGAAUGUUCCUGCAACCCCUUCUAGAGUUGCAGGUUAUCGCGCUCCUGAGGUGAUUGAAACGCGCAAGCACUCUCAUAAAUCAGACGUGUACAGCUUUGGCGUCCUCCUUCUGGAAAUGCUUACCGGGAAGGCUCCUCUGCAAUCUCCAGGCCGCGAUGAUAUGGUUGAUCUCCCCAGGUGGGUUCAGUCUGUUGUUAGGGAGGAGUGGACAGCUGAGGUUUUCGAUGUGGAGCUAAUGAAAUACCAAAACAUUGAAGAAGAAAUGGUGCAAAUGUUGCAAAUUGCCAUGGCCUGUGUAGCGAAGAUGCCAGAUAUGAGACCGAGCAUGGAUGAAGUAGUGAGAAUGAUUGAAGAGAUCCGGCAAUCUGACUCAGAGAACCGACCAUCUUCAGAAGAGAAUAAAUCUAAAGACUCAAAUGUCCAAACUCCAUAGAUUAACCUCUGGCUUUUUGCUUAACCAUAAAGUGACAUAAAAUGGCAUAUAAGAAGAUUGCAUGCUUAGUGAAGGUUUCUCAAACUGUAUUCAAACCUUUCUGUCCAGUUGUUUAGUAUUUCUCCCAAACGGAGUUCCUUUAGUUAUUUCCUUCUAUAGGUAGGUUGCUUUGCAUGAAUUCUUAUGUAUUAACAUCAUGAUUUAAUUGAUGAUCUUCAUUUAAGCACAUUUGGUCCCCUGGAAACUUGAAUUGAUGUUGUGCUGUUUGUGUGGCAUCACCUUAUAAUGCUUUGACUGGGUCAUGCUGAUAAAAAAAAAAACUACCCGUGUUCAGUCUCUUGUUCCUUUGAUGA
Lotus japonicus is the source of this 2643-nucleotide messenger RNA. Its product is annotated as probable inactive receptor kinase At5g58300. Lineage: Eukaryota; Viridiplantae; Streptophyta; Magnoliopsida; Fabales; Fabaceae. Gene Ontology annotation, molecular function: protein binding; ATP binding; protein kinase activity. Bases 329 to 2290 code for a protein of 653 amino acids. The transcript is spliced from 4 exons. The record is from RefSeq and is a predicted model, not a curated record. Gene Ontology annotation, biological process: protein phosphorylation.